CACUUGGCAGAGGCAGCCGCAGCUGACACACGCACAGCAAAGCUGCAUUCCGCGCACCCUUUGGCCGGCGCUGAGCAGAGGGGCUAGAAACGAACCUCAGGCCUGAGAGAACCCGCCCGCCUUCUAGGCUGAGGGCUAGAAACGGCCGCCACCGUAACAGCGACCAGUGUACGCCCCGCACCCGCGCCCCGCAGCCUGCCCUCACUGGAGCCGCCGCCUCAUCCCGCACCGCCGGCGGAGGCAGCGAGAAGGGCCCCGGCGCCGCCCUCCCCGGCUCUCGGCAUCCCCGUGGCCCGCCGAGACCCGCAUCCAGCGGCCGCCGCCGAGCGGUAUGAAAACACAAGCGCCGGCAGGAGACGCGCACAGGGCCGAGCCGAGCCGGGCAGGGCCGGGGGGGCGGCCGCGGCCCUGGUUGCUACGCCUACGCCCCGGCGGGCAGAGACCAUAGAGAUGCGCGCCGCAGCCUAGAGAGGCCCCUGCCCGUCGCGCCUUCCCGGCGAGGCCGCCGACGUCGCCUUUCCGGCCAGGCACUUCCGGCUCCUGCUGCUACCGGAGAGGAAGAAAAUAAAGUCAGAGAGGGGGUGCACCCGUUUGUUUCGGCUGGUUCCUUUCCCCCCCUCCCCUCCCCGCCGCCUUCCCUUCUCAGCACGACGCCCCCCAAAGCCGCAGCAGCGCCGCCGGCAGAUAUGUCAGAACACAGCAGUGAAUCCACAACACUUGAUGAAUCUCAUCCAGCUGCAGAAGAAGUCCAGUCUGACUCUGAGGAAGGUGCAAUGGCUCAAGAGUCUCCCAAAAAUUCAGCAGCAGAAAUUCCUGUGACUAGCAAUGGACAGCUGGAAGACUCUCAGGAGCACAGCUUUAACAGAGACUUGAAACGUUCCUUACCAGUUGGACUUGGACUUUCUGAAACCAAAAUAACAUCUCAUGGCUUUGACAGCACCAAAGAGGGAGUCAUUGAGGCAGGACCAUUUCCUGGUUCCUCAGCAUCACCCAAAUCAUCUGUUAUAACUCCUAGCAGUGCAGCAGCUAGCAGACUGGCUGGACAAGGUUGUGAUUUAAUUAUUCCCACAGGGGGCAGAGCUCAGCAGAAGAGUGGACCUGUUGUGUUGGCAGAUGAAGUAAAGAAUCCAGCAAUGGAGAAGUUGGAAUUGGUGAGAAAGUGGAGCCUGAACACUUACAAGUGUACACGUCAGAUCAUCUCUGAAAAAUUAGGUCGUGGCUCAAGAACAGUAGACCUGGAACUAGAAGCUCAAAUAGAUAUAUUGAGAGAUAACAAAAAAAAAUAUGAAAAUAUCUUGAGACUAGCACAGAUGCUGUCCACACAACUCUUCCAGAUGGUACAUACCCAAAGGCAACUUGGAGAUGCAUUUGCUGACCUGAGUUUGAAAUCAUUGGAACUUCAUGAGGAGUUUGGCUACAAUGCAGAUACACAGAAACUUCUAGCUAAAAAUGGAGAAACUCUUCUCGGGGCUAUUAACUUUUUUAUUGCCAGUGUGAAUACACUGGUGAAUAAAACAAUUGAAGACACAUUAUUGACUGUGAAACAGUAUGAAAGUGCCAGGAUUGAGUAUGAUGCAUAUAGAACAGACCUAGAAGAGCUGAAUCUUGGCCCUCGUGAUGCAAAUACUCUGCCAAAGAUUGAGCAAUCACAACAACUGUUUCAAGUGCACAAAGAGAAAUAUGACAAAAUGCGUAAUGAUGUGUCUAUCAAAUUGAAAUUUUUGGAAGAAAAUAAGGUUAAGGUAUUGCACAAUCAGCUUGUUCUGUUCCACAAUGCCAUUGCGGCGUACUUUGCUGGCAAUCAAAAGCAGCUUGAACAGACACUUAAACAGUUCCACAUCAAAUUGAAAACUCCCGGAGCAGAUGCCCCAUCCUGGCUUGAAGAACAGUAAUCAGAUCACCGAAGAGGACCCAUGUUAACCCGAAAUCUUUAAAUCUGAUGAUAAUUAAGGGUUGGGGUUGAAGGACUGUUGUAGUGAUUCUUGCACAGACAGCUUUAAUUUUUUUCCCCUUUUAUAAUACUGUAAAACUGAAUUUGGUGGGAAAGUGUAGGUGACUUGAAGACAACCAAACAUAAUUUCUGUAAUUUCAAAUAUAGAGCACUCUUUUUCUUUUUUUUUUUUCCAUGUAAAGGUUGGUGGUUAUUUCUGUAACCGGGAUGG
Molecule: messenger RNA, 2162 nt
Organism: Colius striatus (speckled mousebird)
Lineage: Eukaryota; Metazoa; Chordata; Aves; Coliiformes; Coliidae
Gene: ARFIP1
Product: ADP ribosylation factor interacting protein 1
Exons: 10
Coding region: 687-1892 (401 amino acids)
Biological process (GO): regulation of Arp2/3 complex-mediated actin nucleation; intracellular protein transport
Cellular component (GO): trans-Golgi network membrane
Molecular function (GO): protein domain specific binding; phospholipid binding
Source: RefSeq, a predicted model, not a curated record